Austrofundulus limnaeus is the source of this 5934-nucleotide messenger RNA. RefSeq names its product lysine-specific demethylase 4A. Lineage: Eukaryota; Metazoa; Chordata; Actinopteri; Cyprinodontiformes; Rivulidae. Gene Ontology annotation, cellular component: chromatin; nucleus. Gene Ontology annotation, molecular function: histone H3K9 demethylase activity; histone H3K36 demethylase activity. Gene Ontology annotation, biological process: regulation of gene expression; chromatin remodeling. The record is from RefSeq and is a predicted model, not a curated record.
AUGUGCAGAGCAGGUAAUCGUGGACUGUUGUUCUUGUCAGGGGUUUCGGCUAGCAAUGAAUAUUUUCUGUGUUUUUCUACCAGCUUCCGUUUUGAUGAGUUCCAUGUUUUAUGCAGCACAGAGGACAACUACCGAUUCAACUGAGACAUUGUUCCUCCAAAGGAGUGGAAGCCUCGAGGUUCUUACGACGACAUUGAUGAUUUGGUGAUUCCAGCUCCCAUUCAGCAGGUGGUGACGGGUCAGUCUGGCCUUUUCACUCAGUACAACAUCCAGAAGAAGGCCAUGACUGUCAGAGAAUUUCGCAGGAUUGCCAACAGUGACAAGUUCUGUAGUCCACGUUAUGAUGAUUUUGAAGAGCUGGAAAGGAAAUACUGGAAAAAUGUAACAUUUAAUCCCCCCAUAUAUGGAGCAGAUGUUAAUGGAAGCUUGUAUGACCCUGACAUCAAAGAAUGGAACAUUUGCCACUUGGGCACCAUUUUGGAUACUGUGGAACGUGACAGUGGCAUCACCAUUGAGGGUGUGAAUACACCCUACUUGUAUUUUGGUAUGUGGAAGACUACCUUUGCGUGGCACACCGAAGACAUGGACCUCUACAGCAUCAAUUACUUGCAUUUUGGAGAACCCAAAUCUUGGUAUUGUGUUUCCCCAGAGCAUGGGAAGAGACUAGAGCGUUUGGCUAAAGGGUUUUUUCCUGGUAGUUCUCAAAAUUGCGAGGCCUUUUUAAGACACAAAAUGACUCUCAUCUCUCCUUCAAUACUGAAGAAAUACGGCAUUCCAUUUGAAAAGAUCACACAGGAAGCCGGUGAGUUCAUGAUCACGUUCCCCUACGCCUACCAUGCUGGUUUCAACCAUGGUUUCAACUGUGCCGAGUCCACCAACUUCGCCACAGAGAGGUGGAUCGAGUACGGCAAGCAGGCCGUUUUGUGCUCGUGUCGUAAAGACAUGGUGAAGAUUUCGAUGGAUGUAUUUGUUAGGAAAUUCCAGCCAGAUCGCUACGAACAGUGGCUAGCAGGACGAGAUACGGUUUCCAUCGACCACUCACUGCCCACUCCCGAGGCCAAGGAGUUUUUGGGCCACGCCUUUACCAACAGCAUGAGCAGCUGCUUCACUGACAUCUGCAGGGAAGAUGGAGAGCGGAAAAGCACACAGAGAAUAGAAACCAAGAGACACCGGGUGUGUUUGGAAGUGCCCAAUGAGGUUGUUCCUAAAGAUGAAGAUGAAAAUUAUUCUGAGCAGUAUGGAAAACGCCCCAGGCUAAGUCUUAUACCACCUCGAACUAUUGCACAAGAUGGCAGAAAAAAUAAAGGCCCUCCAAAGUUGGUUGUCACACCAACAAAGCUUACAUUAAGGGAUCCAUUUCACAGGGGCCAGAGUAAUGGUGAUGGAGGUCGUUCUGCUGUCCAUUCAAAGACCGGUGCACCUGCAGUCUCAUCUCAGUCAAAACCCAGAAAUGGACAUUUAUCAGUUUCAGUGGCACCUACAUGGACGGACGCCCCUGCUCAACCUGUACGCAAAAUGGGGGUGGCCAGCCUUCUCUUCCACAAGACACUGAGUGCUAAAGACACACUUCAAGUUCACAGCUAUACUUUGGAAAAGAAGCGUGAAGCUCCUACACAGCUCCAGGUUCACAGCUAUGCCAGAGAGCAUCAGCCUCACCAUGUCCAGAAUAAAACCACUACACACACUCAGGUUCACUCCUCAUCCCACAAAACCUGCUGCCAGAAAACAAAACCUGAACCCCCAGUCAUUCUAUCUGAAAUGAUACACCAUGAGAAAGAAGUACACAGUCCUGUUACGCAGGAUGAAGAAGAACACAAAGACAGAGUACUGAUCCCCAUUGAGGGUCUGAUGGAAGUCAAGGCGCCUGAAGCUGAGCAAAACAGCAAGUCUUCUCAUUCCCAGACCCAAACACCCCAAGACGUCAGCAAGUUGACAAUGGUGACUCCCAAAACCAACAAGCGAAAGAGUAACCAGUGUCCAUUAGUGGAUCAUGGCCUAAUCACSCUGAAAGACACCAGUCCUGUCAGAAACCCAGUGCAGGAUGACAUAAAAGUGAUUCCUCACACUUAUUAUGUUUCGGACGAGCAGUCAUAUUGCAAGUCAGUGGCAAAGAAAGAGGAAWCCCUGCUCAGUAGGCUGCCUCGUCAUCACCCUCUGCUCAGAGAGGCCCACAGCGAUGAUGAUAUAAAAGUAGAAGUCGAGGUUGAACGAGAAGAAAAGGAGGAGUGGGCAAAGCCACUGGUCCAGCUGUGGCAGUGUCGACCCUAUAAUCCCCAGGUAGAGUGGGAGUAUAACAAAAGUAUGGGUCAGCAGGCUCCUUACUGCUCCAUCUGCCUGCUCUUCUACACUUAUCAUCAGACCGAGUCUAAUAAUGAUGACUCCAGCUUGAUGCUGGUGAGCCGUCCAGGGGGGCGUCAGUGGUCCAAACCUCUGAUCCCUGAAAUGUGUUUCAACACACAAUCCAGCAAGACGAACGAUGCAGCUGAGGGACAGCUUUCUAAUCCUCACACAGCCGAAGACGGGACGAGUCGGCUGAUCAGCUGUGCUCAGUGCUGCGUUCGAGUGCAUGCAAGUUGCUAUGGUGUGUCUGGAGAUGAAGCAGAGCUAGACGACUGGUUUUGUGCUCGCUGUGAAGCCAGUGCCAUCACCGAGGACUGUUGCCUGUGUUCACUAAGAGGAGGAGCUUUACAGAGAGCCAACAAUGACAAAUGGGUUCAUGUACUUUGUGCUAUCACUGUCCUGGAAGCUCGCUUUGUCAACAUCACCAAGCGGAGUCCCAUUGACCUCUCUGCCAUUCCUUUUCCUCGGUUCAGACUGAAGUGUGCAUACUGCAGGAAGCGAAUGAAGAGGGAGAUGAAGGGCUGCUAUGUGCAGUGCUCUCAUGGGCGUUGCUCCACAGCUUUUCACCCCACCUGUGCUCAGGCAGCAGGUGUCCUCAUGUAUCCAGAUGACUGGCCCUUCAUAGUCUUCAUCACCUGCCACAGACACAGAGCGCCCGUCAUACCUGAGCGGAACAAGGAYUCUAUGCGAGAACUGUCACCAGGCCAGAAGGUGAUCUGCAAAUACAGAAAUUCUCGUUACUAUCACAGCGAAGUGAUGGAGUUGACCACAGCCACGUUCUAUGAGGUGGUGUUUGAUGAUGGCUCAUACAGUGACAACCUAUUUCCUGAGGACAUUGAGAACCGUGACUGCAUCCGACUUGGCCCGCCCUCUGAAGGUGAGGCCGUUCAGGUGCGAUGGACAGACGGGUUGAUAUACGGAGCCAAGUUUGUAACGUCCCACUCCAUCCCCAUGUACCUGGUGGAGUUUGAAGAUGGGUCACAAAUCACAGCCAAGAGAGAAGAUAUUUACACUCUUGACGAAGAUUUGCCGAAACGAGUCCAGUCUCGCAUGUCAGUGGCAUCGGAUAUGCGCUUUGAGCUGACCAAGAACAACGUCAAACAGAACUCCAAACGCCAACGAGUCAUCAACUCUCGAUACAGAGAGGACUACAUUGAGCCCGUCGUCUACAGGGCCAUCAUGGAGUGACUUCCCUUUUCUACACAGUGCUGCAGCUUUUUGCUUCUACUGAGUGCUAAUAGGAAUGGACCACACACACACACACACACACACACACACACACACACACACACACACACACACACACACACACACCCUGUUCUUCCACAGCCACUCAGGCAUCAUAUUUAAGAUAAUCGGCAGGGACUGAAAGACUUGUCUGUGCUUUAAAAAAAACUGUUAGAUUUCUAUUUUUAAUCACACUGUAAAUGGAUCUUUUUCUCCUCUGGUUUUGGAUUUAAUUUCUUAUUUUUCUCAGAAAAAAGACAAUAAAUGCUAAAGGUUUAACUGUAACUGCUCUACCGCCAUAAUUGGGCACAACAAAAAUGCAGUUUUGUAUGUGAUGCUUUUUCUACAAACUACUGAAUUUUUUUCAAAUCAAAAUAACUCAUCAGAAGAAAUAUUACAUUAUUGUAUUUUUCAGUUUGUUUGUUUUUUUCUUAGAUUUCUUGAUCUUUGGAGUCGGGCAGCUGGGCGACCAUCUGCAGUAGUUUUAUGUGAAGGAUGAUAGUUUCCACUUAUUUAGCUAGUUGAUCUUUACAUUUUAAGAGUUUUGAUGUGUAAAUUAAUUUACCAUUUAAACCAAAGUCUGAACAUGUUGGAAUACAAAUUAAGAAGUAUUUGUUCUGAAAAUGUCACAGUUAAUUGGAAUUACACUUGUGUAAGAAAAGAUCAAUCACUCCUUUGUAGCUUAAAAUAACUUCGUAAUGCCUCAAAGUUUUAAAUAUAGAUUCUUGAAUUAUUUUAAGAUCAACCAGAACAUGAAAUAUAAAUGACCAUCCUCAGCCCAUUACAAUACAGUUUUCAAUAGCAUCAUUUUCUGGAAAAUUAACCAAUAGACAAAUAAAAUAUUACAUAAUUUCUAUAAGAACAAUUAAGGCACACCACAGAGUUUUUCRUCACAUUUAAUAACAGCUGUUAAACAUAGACUGCCCAACUAAUUCAACCACUAAUCCUUMUUUCUUUAUUACUGUUAUUAGUGAAAUGCUCAGUUUUUUCUUGCUCGCUGCAGAAAUCACCUGUUGUUUGAGGAGACUUCAUGCAGCCACUCAGGUACUUCAAUUGCUUGCUUUUAAUGUUGUUUAAGACAAUAUUCUUGUAGGCUCCAACUUUCCAAAGUAUAGACAAUAAGAGCGUGAUYUUAAAGUUAACCACGUGUUUAACUGUGACGAAGCUGUCUGCCUGUAGCUAUUAAAAUCAGCCCAAAGCUGUUAUCUGUUGUUAAGUUUAGAGUAACGCCUUAUUCUAAAACAAAAAAUCACAAAUAUGUCUUAUAUAUCAUAUGUCACAGAUUAAUCUGCCAACAUUAGCUARAUUAUUUAAAAUAAAUUACUUAUAGGAUCAUAAAGAUGCAGCAGCAGCUCACUGUAGGCCACAGUUUAUUUAUUUUUUGGCAUAAAUACUCUGCUGGAUUAUAGUGGGAUUUGUCAGCAGAAAUAAAACUGAGGCCAUGGAUCUCAUUUGAAAGAGGUCCGUCUACAAGUUCUUCUAAUUUACAUAAAAAAGUUUUGGUUUGGUUAAUAAAAAAACGAAUAUUAACCCAAAAAAAGGUGUGUAUCAGCCAUCGACUGGCCUAGUUUUUAAAACGGGCCAAAGAAAAUGCUCACACAGGUUGAUCUCCACCGUCACCCAACCCUGUUGACCUUUUCUCAUUUUUAACUCGACAACUGAAGACUUGGAGCAAGUUGAUAAUAUUAUUUGACUCACUGAUGCUGAGUUAGGAGACACRCUUCAGCUCUUUUUAAAGUUAGUCCAUCUUCACUCCGACACAUUUAACGGCCUUUAAGGAUUUAUACGUACCAGGCUCGCUUUGUGUUAACCUUUGUACAUAAUACUGUUUAUGUUUAUUUAUGCAACUGCAUCUAGACUGAGGAAAGCUAUUUUUGUCACGUCCUUUUCACGUUUUAAAGGAAACUAUAGAUAUAUUUAUAUUUAUUAAAAAUUAUGUUUGCAGGCUUGAGGCUUUUUCUUUUUUUUGAAGGAAUUGGACAUUGAAAAUAAAAAGACUUGAGUUUCUUCUAAAACAAAAGCUCUUAUUCCCUCAUUGUGUCGUAGAAAGAACUUGUUUUUGACAAGUCUGGUUUUGUUUGUGUGGGUUUUGACUAGAAGUUAGAUCUAGAAAAUGUAAUUCAAUGUAACAGUUUGAUCCCUAUAUAUAUAAAAGCUGAGAAGCAGGUAUUUUUCUCAUCAGUUUAUUGUACCAGUUUUAUAGUAAAGGARUCUAGCUGGUCUUUCAGUAGGAUACAGUGUCUGGACACUUUUUAUAACUUUGGGUUURCUUGGAUUUGUCUCUAAAGCUGCUUUAAAUCUGUGCAUUCUUUGUAAGCAACUGUUUGAGUAAAGUUUGAGAUACUUGAAUAAAAGCUUUGCACCAUU